AUGCUCGAAUUACAAGUAUCGUCGACCAAAUUUCUUCACGUGGUUUUACCCACAGUUAGCAACGUUGCCAAUAUCGCGGUUCCAGCAGGCGAAGCCACCGCUCCAGUCGAAGAGGCAAAAGCUCCUGAAAAGACUGCGUUUACUGUAAAACUGGAAAAAUAUAAUGCUGAUGCAAAGACAAAGAUAAUUCGUGAAAUGAAGAAUAUUUUACCGGGUACAAACCUCGUUGAGGCAAAAAAAUUUGUUGAAAGUGUACCUAAGACUAUCAAAGAAAAUGUUACCAAAGAAGAAGCCGAAAAGAUCAAAAAAACUUUAGAAGGACUUGGGGCAACUACGUAG
Molecule: messenger RNA, 339 nt
Organism: Racocetra fulgida
Lineage: Eukaryota; Fungi; Glomeromycota; Glomeromycetes; Diversisporales; Gigasporaceae
Source: the annotation of a GenBank genome assembly